Messenger RNA from Ictalurus punctatus (channel catfish), 3260 nucleotides. RefSeq names its product ligand of numb-protein X 2b (gene lnx2b). Gene Ontology annotation, molecular function: metal ion binding; ubiquitin-protein transferase activity; protein binding. The transcript has 10 exons. The coding region runs from base 376 to 2400 and encodes 674 amino acids. NCBI's taxonomy places the organism in Eukaryota, Metazoa, Chordata, Actinopteri, Siluriformes, Ictaluridae. The record is from RefSeq and is a predicted model, not a curated record.
AUGUCACUUCCUGCUGGUUUGUUUUUGAAACUGCGUCGUCAACGGAAUAAAACUACUUGCAGGAAUAUCCCGUGGAGUCUUAUGGUUAACGGAGGUUAUAUCAGUUCCCUGACAGGACAGUCUUUUCGUUAGGGGACUUUGUCUCAGCUAAAACAAGUCAUUUACCCUCAUAUCAGCCUCCAAGUCGUAGUUUUAUUGCCCACUUCCGGGAUAGCCUCUCAGAAAUGUAAGCUGAGUAGACAAAGAGGACGGACAUCUCUUCCUUGUCUGGAUUGAACAGUUGUCUCGAGAGAUUUUGCGCCUGACAAGGCUCAGAUAGAGAGUGGAGGUUUGAGGACACGUCACCUAUCUAGAGCGAGUAGAGCUCGCUGGACCAUGGCGGAGCAGAAGGCACUGGCAUCGCCGGGUGGCUUGACCUGGUCGCGGGUGUGCAAAGAGUGUGGCCAGUGCCACGAGAACCAAGAAAGUCAUGUUUAUGAGUACCAGGAUGAGGUGGAUGAUGAGUUGGUGUGUCACAUAUGUCUACAGCCACUGCUCCAGCCUGUGGACACGCCAUGUGGACACACAUACUGUCUGCAGUGCUUGAGCAGCUUCUUGCGUGAACAGGACUUCUGCCCAGUGGACCGGCAACGAGUGGCAUUGCAACAGUGUCGGUCCGCCAGCCUGCUGGUGCGCAACCUGCUCGAUAAGCUCACCGUGCUGUGCCCUUUCCACAAUGAGUGCCAGCAGAGCAUGCAGCGCUGUGAGCUACAGCCUCAUUUGCACAACAGAUGCCUUGCAUUCAGGCGGCUCAGGGAAGAGUCUGAGAAGAGGAAGAGACCCCCAUGGAAUGAGUUGAAGGGAAGCAAGACAGAUGAAGACUCUGACACCAAAUCCAACCCAGCACCCACACGUACAUCUAAUCCUCGUGCACCCCCGGACCCUGGCAUGGCCAAUCCUGCCUUUGAGGAGGCAGAUGAUGGAGCUCCCCUCAGGUCCAGUCUUGUUUCAGAAGCAAGCAUUGUGGAGCUGUUUCGUGAGGAACCAGGGGAAGAUUUGGGUUUGCGCAUAGUUGGAGGGAAGGACACACCCUUGGGGAAUAUUGUCAUUCAGGAGAUUGUGCGUGACUCGGUGGCUGCCCGUGAUUCCAGACUUGCCCCAGGGGAUCACAUUCUAGAGGCGAAUGAUGUGAGCCUUGCCUCUGUCCCUCAUGUACAAGCCAUCGCUGUGCUGCGGCGGCCAUGUUCUGUUCUCAGGCUUACAGUUAUGCAAGAGAAGGGCUUCAAGCCAAGGCCCGAGCACCUCGUGCAGCCUUCUAACUCUCCUGUGGUUCAACCUUCAAACAGUCCGGGCACGGUGAUCCAGGUGGCACUGGUGAAACGCGAGCGCGCCGAGCCCCUCGGCAUCAAGCUUAUCCGCAAGUCAGAUGAACUAGGUGUCUUCAUCCUAGACCUGUUACCAGGAGGCCUGGCUGCCAAAGAUGGCAAACUGCGCAACAAUGACAAAGUGCUGGCCAUCAACGGUCAUGAUUUGAGACAUGGUACACCAGAGAGCGCCGCUCAGAUCAUCCAGGCAAGUGAAGUACGAGUGAAUUUUGUGGUAAUGAGGCAGCCAGAGCCCAUUGAAGAGGGAAGUGAGCUGCAGAGUAGAGGAGCCAGGAGAAGUGCCGAGAACCAGUAUUUCAGACGGCGCUCCACAUUCAUGAAGGAUCCUCCUGGUGGAUUCUCCAGUCAGGAAAAGACAGUGAGUCUGAAGAAGGAGCCACGACAUUCACUGGGAAUUACAAUCGCUGGUGGGAGGGACGGCCGCUGUCGUCUGCCUGUGUACAUUACCAGUGUGCAGCCAGUGGGCUGUCUGCACAGAGAUGGUACCAUCAAACCAGGUGAUGUGUUGCUGAGCAUCAAUGGUGUUGACCUGACCCAGCUGACUUAUAAUGAAGCGGUGUCUGUGCUGAAGGCACAGACAGCCCAGAGCUCUGUGACACUACGCGUCAUCCGCACCACUGCAGAGGAGGAAGAGCAGGAUGCAGAGGCAGCAAAUCAAGAAGAAAUGGACACAGUGGAGAACCCCAGAGAGGAUGAAAUCAACUGCUCCCCUCUGUGGACCCGCUGGCUGGGCCUACCCAGCCACAUGCACUGGUGUCGUGACAUCGUGUUGUUAAAAACCAACAACGAGAGCUGGGGCUUCAGUAUUGUGGGAGGAUAUGAAGAAAGUCGAGGUCAACAGCCCUUCUUCAUAAAGACCAUAGUGCCUGGAACUCCUGCCCACUCUGAUGGUCGUCUCAAGUGCGGUGAUGAAAUUGUGGCUGUGAAUGGAGCAACUACAGUGGGCAUGAACAAUUCAUCCCUGAUUCCUAUGCUGAAGCUUCAGAGGAAUAAAGUCACACUUACUGUAGUAUCCUGGCCUGGCAGUAUCGUAUAACAUCUGACUGUUGUUUCUGGUCUCUGAUGUGACCUUUUUGAAGCUGGUUUUGGCGAUUUUGAUAUCCAAUACAAAUGGAUCAAUAAUCAAAUGGAUCAAUAAUCACAGACUGGAUUUAAAACAAAAUCAAAGGAAUAUCAGGAGGCGUUUUCCUCCUUCCUUGUGGAACUGUGCUUAUUUGAGAUAUGUAGGAUACUUUUAAGCACAUGGACACUGGAAACUAUUUCUGCACCUUGACUUUCUAAUUCGAGAUCAUCAACAAACAUUGAUAGUCAGUCUUAUUGAACAUUUACUUACCUUGAGUAACUGCAAUCAUUUUCUUGUGUGUGUGUGUUUUGUGCUUAGGAACUUGCACCAAUGCUGUACUACUCUGAGUAAGUGAAUUUUAAUUUAAAGAAUGUCUAAUACAAAGGUACACUUUAGAUGAGAUUGUGACAGGGUGUGAAUGUUUCUAUACUACUACAUAAAAUGGACCAUACCAAAGUCUUGUUAGUAUUUUUAUGGCUAUAAUUACAUGUUAAUUAUUUUAUGUUACUGUAUUUUAGCAUUUCUGUUAACAUAUCUGGUCUUUAUAUCUGAAAACUGUUGCCUGCUGCUUGGUAACAUGACUUUAAAGCUAUAAGUCAUGGCUAUUUUGUUUCAUUCUUUUUAAGUGACUUGAUUUGAGUUGUAUAUGUAUAGAAAAAACUGCCUUAAUUGCUGAUACCGAAAAGGCCAUUUUAAUUUCUUUUGUUCUAUUUUUUUGUUUGUUUUUAAAUCCAAAUAUAUGUUGGUUUCUGCUUUCUUUGCACCACUGUCCCCUCAGUCAUAGAAAAUGGCCAUUAUCAAAACUAUAUAAUAAAGGAUUGCAGUUUAUUUUA